AUGGGUAAAAUUAAUGAUCAAAAAAGUAAAAUUAAGGAGAAAAAAACUAUAAAAACUUUUCCAGAUGUAGUACAAGACGAGGAAGAAAAUUUGGAAAUGGAUGAUGCAAUCGAUGUCGAAAAUGAUUUAGCUGAUCAUAAUGAUUUAGAUUUUGAUAAGCGUAGUGUUAUAUCAAAUAAAACAAUUAAAUCACUUGUAUCGAAGAAAAAAGAUAAAAUCAAGUUAAAGCGACAAUUUUUGCUCAAACGACUUCAUGCGGCUCAUGAAUCAAAGUGUGAAGCUAAAGAACGAGCUACACGCAGAAAAACGGUUAUUGUUAGCGAUAUGAAACAUGAAUUCGAAAAUUCACUUGGCCAGAUUGAAUCCUAUCUUGAAGAACAGCGUUUAGCUCUAGCAGAAAAGAAAAAUACUCGGAAACAAAUUCUUUCACAAGCUGAACGAAAUCGACAAAGUCAAGCAAAUAUUGAUAUAUUCAAUAAAAUUUCACAAUCAGUGGAAUGUUCUGUUAAUCCAUUCGAACUUAUAAAAAAACAACUUGAACAACAAAUAGUAUCAUCAACCAAGAAAAAAAAUUGA
This is a messenger RNA of Rotaria socialis, 576 nucleotides long. Lineage: Eukaryota; Metazoa; Rotifera; Eurotatoria; Philodinida; Philodinidae. The record is from the annotation of a GenBank genome assembly.